UCUCAACAGACCCUGACGGUCACACCGGUCCUCACCACGAAGACUCUACCUCUGGUGCUGAAAGCUGCCGCCCUGCCGCAACGCCCGCCCACUGUCGCUAUUGUAACCACAGCUAUCACCAAACCCGACCUGCAGAACGCCCCCAUCAACCUGCAGGUGGCCAGCAAGCUGACCAAUCAGAGCUCGGAGCCGGUGCGACUGGUAUCCAAGAACGCCAUGGUGGUGCAGGCCACCACCACAGCCCAGCCAAUCAAAGUUCCUCAGUUUGUCCCUCCUCCUAGACUGAUGCCUCGACCCACCUUUCAGCCACAGGUCAGGCCAAAGCCGGCCACGCCCACCAACGUCCACAUCGCCCCGGCCCCCCCCCCGCCCAUGAUGGCGGCCCCCCAGCUGCUCCAGAGGCCCGUCAUGUUGGCCACCAAGCUGUCAUCCUCGCUGCCCUCGGCGGCCCCGAUCCACCAGGUCCGCAUCGUUAACGGCCAGUCGUUAACCGGCAAGACCGGCAAGACUGGCUCCGCCCCGCUUACGGGCAUCGUCAUCACCACGCCGGUGUCCGCCAACGUCGCCCGCCUCGCCAGCACAGCCGCCGGGACGCUCGGCCUCACCCCGACUACCGCCAAGCCCAUCCAGAUCAGCAGCCUGACCGCUGAGCCCAAGCAGACGGUUAAAUCAGGAGGAGCAGAGCAGAAGGUUGUCGUCAGCACCUCCUCCACUCCUCCACUGUCUCCUCCUCCCAGACCCAAGAAGGAGGAGAACCCAGAGAAACUGGCCUUCAUGGUGUCUCUGGGCCUCGUGACUCACGACCACCUGGAAGAAAUUCAGAGCAAAAGACAGGAGCGGAAGAGGAGAACGACGGCCAACCCGGUUUACAGCGGCGCCGUGUUCGAACCCGAGAGGAAAAAGAGUGCAGUGAGCUACCUGAACAGCCCUCUGCACCAGGGGACCAGGAAGAGAGGUCUGUAUGAAACACCGAUGAUGU
Anarrhichthys ocellatus (wolf-eel) is the source of this 979-nucleotide messenger RNA. Its product is annotated as PHD finger protein 21A-like. The transcript has 7 exons. Gene Ontology annotation, cellular component: histone deacetylase complex. Gene Ontology annotation, biological process: negative regulation of transcription by RNA polymerase II. The annotation marks the transcript as partial. The record is from RefSeq and is a predicted model, not a curated record. Lineage: Eukaryota; Metazoa; Chordata; Actinopteri; Perciformes; Anarhichadidae. Gene Ontology annotation, molecular function: chromatin binding.